ACUAGAUUCAGGCCCAGUUAGGGCACAGGGUGGGGUAGUCUUCUGUGACAUUCUCUUGUCACCAAGGGUGCUUGUUAGAGAGGUGGCUAAUGCCACCUGAUAUUUGUAUUAUUCAAAGCUAGGGCUUGAGGUGUGGCCUUGGUCUUUUAAGAUCAACAUCACCACUGAGCCCCUAGAGAAGAGACAAAGAGAGGAAGAUGGAAAGAGGUUGGUUCCAUGGGGAAGAAUUCUUGCUCUGCCUCAUUCUCCACCUGCUGCUUCAAGGGAGAGGAAAUAUAUUCACCAUCAAUUGCUCAUGCUUUGAUCAGCAUGGGGUGGACCCUGUUGCCUUCCAGGGUUUGACAGAAGGCUUUCCGUCCAGCCAUCAACAACAGCAUCCCCACCCAUGUCAACAUCUCCUUCACCCUGUCUGCCAUCUUGGAAGUGAUCUGGCUUUCCGUCCAGCCAUCAACAACAGCAUCCCCACCCAUGUCAACAUCUCCUUCACCCUGUCUGCCAUCUUGGAAGUGGAUGCACGGCUUCAACUGAUGACAUCAUUCCUGUGGCUAAGUGUGAUCUGGUAAAAUCCAUCCAUCAGGUGGGACCCGGAGGAGUGUGGGGGCAUCAGGAAGCUCAGCAUGGCAUCAGAGAUCCUAUGGCUGCCAGAUAUAUUCCUUGAGAAGUUCAUGGAUGUCAAUCAGACACCCACAGGGCUUAUGGCUUAUGUCAACAGUGAAGGUCGCAUUGAAUAUGAGCCAAUGCACGUCACCAGCAUCUGUAACCUGGACAUCUUCUAUUUCCCCUUUGAUGAACAGAGCUGCACAUUCACCUUUAGCUCUUUCAUCUGCACGGGGGAGAAUAUGGUCCUGGGCAUGGAGAAGGACAUGCAGGAGAUUUUGAACACGUCAUGGAACCUCAUUAGGAGCAAGGAGGAGUGGGUACUUCUGGGUACCCACCAGAGAAUGAGGAAGAUAACUAUGGACACCAACCAGUAUGACCAAAUCAUUUUCUAUGUGGCCAUCGGGUGCAGGCCCAGCCUCUACAUCAUAAACCUUCUGGUGCCCAGUAGUUUUCUGGUUGCCAUUGAUGCCCUCAGCUUCUACCUGCCAGCAGAAAGCAAGAACUGGGCCCCAUUCAAGACGACACUUCCGCUGGGCUACAACGUCUUCCUGCUCACAGUGAAUGACUUACUCCCAGCCACUGGCACACCCCUCAUCAGUGUCUACUUCGCCCUGUGCCUGUCGCUGAGUGUCAGCCUGCCAGAGACCAUCUUCAUCACCUACCUGCUGCACCUGGCCACUGCCCAGCCCCCUCCCCUGCCCUGGUGGCUCCAUUCCCUGCUUCUCCACUGCACCAGCCCAGGAAAAUGCUGCCCCCUUGGGCCCCAGAAGGGAAGUAAGGGCCUGGGCCUCACCACCCACCCACCUGGUGUGGAACAGCCCGUGGAGUUGGUGGGCAAGGUUCCAGGGCCCAGAGAGGCAGAGCUCAGUGGAUGCCCUGGGUCAGGAAGGGCCCAGCAGGAAGACAAGGCUCAGAAGCAGCAUCUGGUUGGCCUGUGGGUGCAGUUCAGCCACAUGAUGGACACCCUGCUCUUCCGCCUCUACCUGCUCUUCCUGGCCACCUCCAUCAUCACGGUCAUCAUCCUCUGGAACACCAAGGCAGACCUCCACAGCCACCACUCCCUGCAAACCACAGCUUGGAGUUUCCCCUGGUGUUAG
Messenger RNA from Manis javanica (Malayan pangolin), 1697 nucleotides. Lineage: Eukaryota; Metazoa; Chordata; Mammalia; Pholidota; Manidae. The record is from RefSeq and is a predicted model, not a curated record.